GCCACGCGACGCGUAUACGUAUGCAUGCUUUCGUGCUCGCACCACAUAACAAGGUAAAUAUACCUACAUAUCUAUACGGCGUACAUGCACGACGAAGACAAAUGUAAUUAUAUAUAGCGCGCACUGUAUUUCUACCAGCCAAUGUCGCCACAAACAACACGGAAGAAGCGUAAAGGCGUCGUCCAUUGUAUUGUGACAGAAAACAUCGUGCAGACGCAAGCUUGAGUGUCACUGCAAGUGCUGCAACAAACGAAAAAAGAAAUUCUACGUCGUAUAUGAACAUUUGAAUUGCAUAAUCAAGGGCAAGGGAAUCGUUUGAAUUGGAAGAAACCCGGAGAUCAGUGAGACGGUGUGCAAGCGUGUCAAUUCGAGGUGGUGAACGCCGGCGCCGCUUUCUUUCCUUUUCUCUCACCACGUUUGCCUCGCCGCGCCUGCGCCGGUACGCGCCUGGCGCGUGAGCGUUCCUGCUGUGGAUCAGCCCUGACCAUUUACGAAGAGAUGAUCUGGUCGUCCGGAACGUUCUGCGACACCCCGUUUUGGAACUCCGACCUAACCUGGACUACCGAUAUACCAGAAUUCACUCCAUGUUUCGAGAACACGGUACUGCUAUGGAUUCCUACCGGAAUACUGUGGAUAAUUUCGCCUCUUGCACUGUACACGCGCCGCACUCACACCCGCAAAUCUGUCCCAAUUACCAUUCAGGCUGUCUCAAAGUACGCAAUCAACUUAAUCCUUUUUGCGGUCAGUGUCACAUUCUGCGCGAUAGAACAUCGUGAUAAUUCAUCUGCCGCAGCGGUCACAGCGCACAUGCUGAAGGCUUUGUCCUUUCUACUUGUGCACGGGAUUCAGAUCAUGGACAGGAGACACGGUGUAACUUCUUCAGCUCUCGUGUUUACUUUCUGGUCUGUGCUCUCUAUAAGCACCCUCCCCACUUUCUACAGAGUCCUUGUAAACACGUUUGUACACACCGAGCAUCAAACGCCGACAACGACAGAGUUUGCAGCCAUUGUGGUUCUGUACCCUCUUACUGUCAGCCAGGUUGUUCUGUUUUCGUUGAAGGAGGACACCAAAGAAAGUCGAGCAAGAGCCCCUGUGGAAACAGCGACACCGAUGUCGUACUUGACGUUUGAGUGGUUCACUGCUCUCAUUGUGACCGGCUACAAGAAAGCGUUGACGGUCGGGGACCUCUUCUGCAUUCCCAUUUGCGUCAAAACUAGCGUCAACUUCGAAAAAUGGAAAAUUGUAGCGCAGGACAAGGACGGACGCUUGUUCCAGGACAUUGGAAAGCCAAGGAUGUUUCUCGUAAAGACGCUGCUUCGUUUGUUCUGGGGUGAAAUUCUCCUGGGCUGUGUGAUUGAUGUCGGCUACGCCGUAGCAAAGGUAACAACUUCCCUCGUUUUGCACCUCAUCAUCCAGCACCUCCAGAACCACGACGACGAGUCAUGGAAGGGCUACAUGUACGCUAUCUUAAUUUUGCUUUUGAAUUUGACGUCUGCCAUGUGCGUUCGGCACGGUGACCACAUCUUCCACCGUCUGGGACUUCGCGUGAAAGGGGUAUUACUAACUGCCGUCUACACGAAAGCGCUUCGGAUAUCUUCCGCUACUACGAGCCAGUAUACCGUUGGCCAACUUGUAAAUAUCAUUUCCGUCGAUGCUGAGAAGGUGAAUAAGUUAUGUACCGUAAUCAGCAUGGGUCUGACAUCUCCCGUCACCAUAAUAUACGCAACCUAUCUGCUCUGGCUGUUCCUCGGGCCUUCGUGCCUCGCAGGUAUUGCGGCGAUUGCCUUGAUGACUCCCAUGACAGGCGCCAUUGCUGAACGCUGUCGGAAACUCCAAGCGCAACAAAUGAAGCUCAAAGAUUCUCGCCUUCAGCAGGUUGGCGAGAUUUUGACCAACAUGAAGAUCAUCAAGCUUUACGGAUGGGAGCUGCCAUUUAUCGACAAGGUGAGAAAAGUGCGUUUGUCCGAAGUGCGGAUACUCAGGUCGCUCGCCUACUGGGCAGCAGUCAGUCGGGUCUUUUGGAUGUCGACGUCUUUCUGGGUGUCGCUAUUCGCCUUUACGACCUACAUCUACAGCACGGACGUUACGUUUCUCAGCGUCAGCACCGCGUUUGUUUCCAUGACGAUUUUCAACGGAAUGAGAUACGCUCUGAACAUAAUCCCGGAUGUGGUGUCCAGCGUAAUACAGGCAGCAGUAUCUCUUCGAAGAAUUACGGAAUUUCUGCAGAGCGAAGAACUGGAUGCCGACGCCGUACGCCACGACGUCGGGGACAACGACGCCGUUACCUUCAAUGGCGCCACGCUCUCCUGGUCUGGCAGUGCGAGCAAGACACUGACCGAUAUUGCGCUUACCGUGAAACGCGGGCAGCUUGUGGCAAUCGUUGGACAGGUAGGAAGCGGGAAAUCGUCGAUUCUGUCGUCCGUCCUUGGAGACCUGGUGCUUCAAGAGGGCGCCGUUGGUGUCAACGGCAGCAUAGCGCACGUGCCACAAACGGCGUGGAUCCUGAAUUCCUCGGUGCGACAGAACAUACUCUUCACAAAGCGGUUAAGGGACGACUUUUACAACGUGGUACUAGAUGCCUGUUGCCUAAGGCAAGAUCUUGACAUGCUGCCUCACGGCGAUAUGACAGAAAUAGGAGACAGAGGGGUUAACCUAAGUGGUGGACAAAAGCAACGGGUCAGUAUUGCGCGAGCUGUUCUUCAAAAUCAGGAUAUUUACCUUCUGGACGACCCUCUAAGCGCUCUCGACAGCCAUAUUGGAUCAUCAGUCUUCGAGAACGUCAUCGGACCGAAGGGCUUGCUCAGAGAAAAGACACGCAUCAUCGUCACCAACAAUCUCUCCGUUUUGCCCGAAACAGAUUUCAUAGUUUACAUGCAAGGCGGUUGUAUUGUGGAGCGUGGGACUUACGGCGAGCUUACCAGUUCCGGUAAACAUCUGUCGAUGUUCCUGAAGGAACACGUACGACAAGCAAACUGCAAGGACACUCAAGUAAGCGCUGAAGAAACGAGAGAGGCAUCAGCCCCUGAAGGGCUGCAGGAACUGACAAAGCCGAAAACGGCAAGCAUUGCAAGCCUAGAUGCCGAACUUUACAGGGAAGCUGUAGAAACGGGAUCUGUAAAGAUGUCGAUAUACGUGACGCACUUAAUAGAUGUUGGCCUUCCAAUUGUUCUGUUAAUCUUUUUUGGGUAUGCUUCUGCCCGUGCCUUCGACAUAGGCAUUAAUUUGUGGAUAUCGGAAUGGGAUCACGACGCUGAUAUAGAAAAACACCAGAGGAGACCAGGUCAGCGCCUCGGAAUAUACGCGGUUCUUGGAAUAUGUCAGUGUAUUUGCACGUUUGGCGCCACUGCGGCGCUUGCCACAGGGACCAUCAGAGCUGCUCAAAGAUUGCACGACCGAAUGCUAAUAGCUGUGAUGCGAUCCCCGAUGUCAUUCUUCGAUGUCACGCCCGUAGGGCGAAUCUUGAACCGUUUCGGAAGCGACGUUGAUCAACUCGAUAUUCAACUUCCACUAACGGUGAACAUGUUUCUUGAAUACAUCUUUCACAUUCUUGGAGUCUUCAUUCUGAUAGCUUGUGAAAUGCCUUUCUUCCUUGCUGGCAUUUUACCUCUCCUGAUAUUGCACUGCCUGAUUCAGAGCAUCUGUCUCCGUUCCUUACGGCAGAUAAAACGCUUGGAGUCUGUGACACGGUCACCAGUGAAUAACCACUUCGGAGAAACACUCGCAGGUCUUAGCAGCAUUCGAGGGUACUCGGUUCAGAAGGAAUUUACGGAGAGGUUCACCUCUAAAGUGGAUGUUUCUCUGAACUGCUCGUACCUCCUUGUAGUUGGCCAACAGUGGUUGUCGGCAAGACUGGACGCUAUCGCGAACAUCGCGGUAUUACUCGUUACUAUAAUGGUCCUCAGACAACGGCAUGCCAUCGAUGACGGUCUGGGAAGUAUGCUCAUAUCAUAUGCUAUGGGAACUACCGGUGCUUUCACCUACGUGGUUUACUAUGCUGCUCAAAUGGAAGCAGCUGUUGUGGCGUCAGAGAGGCUCGCAGAAUAUUCCAAUGUGAGCCCAGAAGCAGAUUGGAAAGUUGAGCCAGGACCGAAGCCGGACUGGCCCGAACAAGGAGCCGUACAGUACAUCGAUUACUGUGCCAAAUACAGAGAGGAGCUGGACCUAGUCUUGCGUGAAGUAAACCUGGCAGUUAAGCCAGGCGAACGAGUUGGUGUCGUAGGGAGAACUGGAGCUGGAAAGUCGUCCUUGACGCUUUCUCUCUUCAGGAUCAUCGAAGCAGCUGGAGGAAAAAUAACCAUAGACGAUGUAGACAUAUCGUCCAUCGGACUGCACGACCUGCGUUCUCUCAUCGGUAUUAUUCCCCAAGAUCCAGUACUCUUCAGCGGCACUCUGCGGUUCAAUCUUGACCCCCACGACGAAUACGAGGACGCGCAGCUUUGGACAGCUCUGGAAUGCGCCCACUUGAAGCACCAUUUCCCGGACGGCCUGGAGACACAGAUCAGCGAGGGAGGCCAGAACAUCAGCCUCGGACAGCGACAGUUGGCGUGUCUUGCGCGUGUAGUGCUCAGGAAGUCCAGGAUACUUGUCCUGGACGAAGCGACUGCCGCUGUGGAUCUGGAGACUGACCGUCUGAUUCAGGAAACAAUAUUGGAGGGAUUUGCGGAUUGUACUUUGAUAACGAUAGCUCACCGUCUGCAUACCAUAAUGAACUAUGAUAGGAUUGUGGUGAUGGGAAAGGGUAAGAUCAUCGAGGAGGGCUCACCGGCGGAGUUGCUGCGUGACCCGGCCUCUGAGUUUGCAUCGUUGGCCAGAGAAGCAAGCAUCAUAGCAUAAACAUUUCUGUUAUUAAAUAACAACUAUAUAUUGCAUCACACGGUACAUAUAUUAAAUAAUAUUUGCGAGUGUGAUUUGUACGCGAAGUUCUGAUUAUGACGGCGUUUCAGCGAACUGCGAGUGUUGGUAGUUGAGAACAGAAACACGUGAAGAUGAACCAAAUAUAGGGCUACAUCAAAAUAAAGUGCUGUCCUAGGCUGA
Messenger RNA from Ornithodoros turicata, 5034 nucleotides. Its product is annotated as multidrug resistance-associated protein 1-like. Gene Ontology annotation, biological process: transmembrane transport. Gene Ontology annotation, molecular function: ATP binding; ATP hydrolysis activity; ABC-type transporter activity. Bases 499 to 4833 code for a protein of 1444 amino acids. Gene Ontology annotation, cellular component: membrane. NCBI's taxonomy places the organism in Eukaryota, Metazoa, Arthropoda, Arachnida, Ixodida, Argasidae. The record is from RefSeq and is a predicted model, not a curated record. The transcript has a single exon.